CCCGAUUUCAUUCGUUCAUUCGCUCCUCCUUCAAGGCUGAUCCUCGCGCGAAAUGAAGGUGGGAGCCUGUGUUGUGAUUGCUCGAGAGGCUUGCAGACUGCACACGCCUAUCAUCCGUAUCUCUCGUCAGCUGUGGAGAAUUCCUCCGCCGCCUCCACCUCCACCUCCACACCGGUGCGCAGUCAGGCCUUCAGGCAGUCAUUCCUCUCCGCUGUUUCGCGCCUCUCCUUCAAUACCGUAUCUUCCCCGCAUGUUGCCGACCGACCGCACUGCACUUGCAUGGGGACACAUUGACACUGCCUGUGGCCUUCCGUAUUACAUACUGCCUGUUGCCUGUUGCCUAUUCCCAGGUAUCCACCAGCCAAGCGAGCGAGCGUCGAGCGAACAUCCGAUAUCCACAGAUCUUUAUUCUCGAGACUCCUCCGCGCGCGCGCGCUCUCGUCCGCCGCCGUCUUGCGGCCAUCCAUAUCCACCGUGUCUCCUCUGUCAGUCCGUCUCGCUGGCAAGAUGGCAAGACUGCUGUAGAGUAGAGUGAGUACUUGCCGGAGCGGACACUAAUCAGGAUACGGUACAUGUCUGGUAUGAUGUCUGGGAGUACACGUCCUGCUGCAUCGACGGCCGGGGGAAAGAGAGAAAAAAGCAAAGAAAGACACCAACCACGGUUGAGCGCGUCGGACAUCCGCGCAAUUGAGAUCAAUCGCGCAGCGUGACUGGAUUAGGCGACUCUCUCUCUCUCUCUCUCUCUCGAUUGCCUG
Molecule: messenger RNA, 755 nt
Organism: Tricharina praecox
Lineage: Eukaryota; Fungi; Ascomycota; Pezizomycetes; Pezizales; Pyronemataceae
Exons: 1
Coding region: 53-535 (160 amino acids)
Source: RefSeq, a predicted model, not a curated record